Protopolystoma xenopodis is the source of this 801-nucleotide messenger RNA. The record is from the annotation of a GenBank genome assembly. Lineage: Eukaryota; Metazoa; Platyhelminthes; Monogenea; Polystomatidea; Polystomatidae.
AUGGUUUUGGUACCGAUUUAUCGCAUAGUCACGACGGCCUACGACGAGGCUUGGGACCUUCGCCUGGCUCGAAUGGGCAUUGGCCCAAUCAACGUGACCAGCCGAUUUCCCUCUUCCGGUCAGCCACCUUCUCUCUCCACCUUCAGGAGUGUUGAAGGCACGGAGCUGGCCUGCAAGAAUUGGACCGCCGAUAUGAGCAUUCGGUCUACGAAGAGCCUGCAGGGCAAAGAAGCGCGGAUAGAGGAACGAGCAGAGAAAUCUGAGAGGAUGGGAGAAGAGUGGAAUGAGGCAAAAAUGUGUCAGGCUGAAGCGGAGAUGGACCAUGAAGAAGAGGUGCGAAACCAGACCGAAAUAGGCAUGAAGGCGUCUCCGUCGCCGACGGAUAGAUCAGACGAGGUCGAGACGAAGAGGACGAAGGAGACAGAGACGAGCCUUAAGGUACCAAAAGAGACGGAUCAUGGCGAAGACGAGAAAUGGAAAGUCGAGGAGACAGAGAACGAUACAGUUGAAAAGACCAUUUCCCGACUUGACGACCGAGUUCCACCCGAUGGGGCAGCUGUCUACGACGACUCCUCGCCACCACAACCGCCCACUCCGAUGGAACGACUGCCCAUUAUGCCCUCCGUCGCCUGCCGAAGGGUGAGAUCUUCCUCUUUCGAUCUGCCGUUGCUAACCAGCCGACUAAAUAGGGAGAUGGACUUUGUAAUUUCUGAUCCUGAAGUGCCUCCCAGUCAACUGACCCCCAACUCCCUAAGGCCAGAUAAGCCUCUUCGUCAACCAGAUCAGCACAGUUGCUAUGGG